AGACGCUCGGGGAACAUGGCGGCGGCGGAGCCGGCGGUCGCGGCGCUCCCCGGCGGCGGCGGCGCGGGCGCGGGGGCGCCGUCGGGCACGGUCCCCGUGCUUUUCUGCUUCUCGGUCUUUGCGCGGCCGGCGGCCGUGCCGCACGGCGCGGGCUACGAGCUCCUCAUCCAGAAGUUCCUCAGCCUGUACGGCGACCAGAUCGACAUGCACCGCAAAUUCGUGGUGCAGCUCUUCGCGGAGGAGUGGGGCCAGUACGUGGACCUGCCCAAGGGCUUCGCGGUCAGCGAGCGCUGCAAGGUGCGCCUCGUGCCGCUGCAGAUCCAGCUUGUCACCAGGGAAGGCAGAACCCAAGUAGAAGAGAGGAAGAAACGGACGUGGUUAAGAAUGACACCAGUGAGAGUAUUUUACCUCACUACCCUGGGAAAUCUUACACCUUCAAGCACUGUGUUUUUCUGCUGUGAUAUGCAAGAAAGGUUCAGACCAGCCAUCAAGUAUUUUGGAGAUAUUAUUAGUGUGGGACAGAGAUUGUUACAAGGGGCCCGGAUUUUAGGAAUUCCAGUUAUUGUAACAGAACAGUACCCUAAAGGUCUUGGAAGCACUGUUCAAGAAAUUGAUUUAACAGGUGUAAAGCUGGUACUUCCAAAGACCAAAUUUUCAAUGGUAUUACCAGAAGUGGAAGCAGCAUUAGCAGAGAUUCCUGGAGUCAGGAGUGUUGUGUUGUUUGGAGUAGAAACUCACGUGUGCAUCCAGCAGACCGCUCUGGAGCUCGUUGGCCGAGGUAUCGAGGUUCAUAUAGUUGCUGAUGCCACAUCAUCGAGAAGCAUGAUGGACAGGAUGUUUGCACUUGAGCGUCUUGCUCGAACUGGGAUCAUUGUGACUACAAGUGAGGCUGUUCUGCUACAGCUGGUGGCUGAUAAAGACCAUCCAAAAUUCAAGGAAAUUCAGAAUCUAAUUAAGGCGAGUGCCCCAGAGUCGGGUCUGCUUUCCAAAGUAUAAGACGUGUGGAGACUGGUGUGCUACUCACUGUCACAUGACAGGACUGUAAGCCCAGACAAGCUCUUGUCUCUCGUAGAAUUAAAAUGUUAAGUCACAAAUUGGCUCCUUUUUUGCGCCUCUUAGUAAAACUUAACCAGUUAGACUGUUUGGGUACCAGCAUUUAGUUACACAUGUCAAAGGCUUCAGGUGCUGCUUAACUUCUUUUUAUGUUAAUGUGCUUUUAUUUAUUAAAAAAAAAUUAUAAUGGAGGUGCCUGUUUUGUCUAUACCGUAUACACUGAUCAUACUUUCAAAAGUGCACACUCUUGUGAAGUUUUCCUUACUGUCACAAGGACUGAGAUCUCCCAGUAACGGUUUGACUUUUGUAUCAUUGUAAGAUGUAUGUUAUGAUGUUAAUGUGGAUUCAGUGCUUUUACUUUACAGGUUGAUUGAAGUAGGAUUAUUAUAUGAGAAUUUGAAAACAGGACUCUGGAUCUUGUUAACCCUUUCACUCACAAUGCAGCCAAGUUAUUUAUUAAGUUGCAUUGGUUUAACCAGACGAAGUCAUGUUGGAUAAUUAUAGAUCUUUCUUAAUUAUGUUGAUUUUCUUGUUCUGUUCACCAUCACUAAUUCUCUGUUAAUGUUCUCUUUUUUAAAUUGAAUCUUUUACCUAGAAGGACUCAUUGGGUUAUUACUUGUAUUUUUGAUUUUGUAAACAGAUGGAAUGAUAGUAAUGUCAUAUCAUUCAUAGAGGGCUCUUUUAAGAUCUUUGAAGUAUUACUUUAGCUGAAUAGCUUUAUAACCAUCUUGAAUACAUCUUCUAAUAUGCACAAGAUUUAGCAAAAAGAUAAAGACUGGAUAAAAUGUAGUUUUAAAACAUCCAUCUUCUUGUUUGAUAUUUUCUCCACAUAACAUCCAGUUACUGUUAAUGCAAACAGUCUCAGUAAUAAUUUGGUAGUAUUAAUUUUGUAGUGAUUACUGCCAUUCAAUAAAUUUAUUUUCAUUUAAUACUUAUUAUAGGGUUUUAAAACUUUUUUUUAAUGUUAUGUGAAACAUGAAACAUUUCUGUCUUUUAUAUUAAAGUAAUUAAAGAAAAUGUAUUAUGUGAAUGAAAUCAUUUUGUCCCCCACAACAUGGCUCUUUGAUUAUUAUUCCAGGGAUUUGAAUAUUUAUUUAAAGGUAUAAAAUUUUUACAUUUGUAAUCUUUCAACUCAUGGAUAUUUUCUGAAAAGGAAAAUUCUUUGUCCAUGGGAGUAACUGGAUAUUAUUGAAGGGCCUUCUUAGUUAUUUAAAAGCAGUAGAAUUUUCUUUUUGUUUGUUUUAAUCAAUGUAACAAAAGCAAUCUAGCAUUCUUCUUAUGGUUAAACUUAAUUGUUUUUCUCAGCAAACUUGUGUGUCAAAAAGGAAGACUCAAAGAUUUCUACAUGUUUUAAAAUAGUUUUUAGUAAAUUUAACCUAGUGCUCCUCAUGAAUACAAGUCACCUGGGGAUCUUGUUAAAAUACUGACUCUGGUUCAACAGGUCUUACUUCUGUGCCUGACAUUUUACAUUUCCAAGAAAGAGCCGAUUCCCAUCAGCACUGCUCAAAAGGGACCAUAGUUUAUAAGUAGCAAGGAUUUAACUGACAUCACCUGUUUUCCUCCAUGGAGCCCUGGCUCUUCGUUUCUCUUAGAACACCACCCCAGUGAAGCCUUUUCACAGCUGAAAACAAUUCUGUGACCUUGCGUCAGUCUCCUAUGGCUGUUUUAAAUUACCACAAACUAAGGUUUAAAAUAACACAAAUAAUAAUAAAGUGGCAUCUUCCAGGCCAGUAGGUGAGAAGUCUGAAAUGGGUUUCACUGGGCUAAAACCCAUCUUUCCCACUAGAUUCUAAGCUCCUGAAAGCAGGACCUAGGCAUUUAUUCUAUACUCAUUCUGAAAGCUUAUUUUGAGUACAUCUAAAUAUUGUUCUAUGUGCUAAAGAUACAAAGAUGCCCAUAGAAGCUUAGAGUCUGGUACAAAAUCAGAUAUAUUAUAACUUCUCAGUAAAUGUGAAUUGAAUUAUGUCAGAGCUUCAGGAAUGUGAAUACAGCAUUAAAGUAAUAUUUAGAGUAAUAUAAUUGUGAAUUCUGCCUUCUUUGCUGAUCAUGCAAGCAAGGUGACAAAGCCUUAUUAUUGUAGGAAACCUGAAUUAAUUUUAAUACAUUAGUCUUUGAAUUCGAAGUGUCUGCAAUUUUGUAGGGUAACAGAAUUCUUUUAACUGAUGUAACUAAAGACCUUGAGCACAUAAGCUAAAGAAGAGUCCAGUAUAUUGAAUUGCAAGGAGGGUAGAAACAGGAUCAAGACACAUCAUUUAUUGAAAUAUAUGGAGAAACUUUAAAACAUGAAAUAAUAUGUAAAAUUGAAAACCAAAGUAACAACUUGUUUUAACCAGGAAACCAAAUGCCCUAUAUUAUCCACUUAAUUACCAUAUUUCUCUAAUUAGGAAGAAUAUUUUCUCUUUUGGUAGAUACGACUCUAGAUCUGGGUGAAAGUUUAAAGAUCAUGAUCUUGCAGGUCCAGUUCAGCUGUAAAAUUCUACAACCUGGACUUCCUUACUGUAGUUGAUAAUCUAAAGACUAUCAGAAGGAAAGGGGGAGAACGACGGAGAGGCUGUGUUUUAGAGUUUGUAAAGCUGUGCACCAUUUACAAUGCUCAGAGCUCAAGGACCACUUCUCGUGCUGAGAGCUUUCCCUGCCUUUUCUUCAGUCUGGCCUUACUUCUUUCCUGAUGGUUUUUAAUUAAUUCAGGAAAAUGGCUGAUAAUGAGAUACAAUGUUUUCAUUAUAUUCAUCAUCAAAUAACUACAAGUUCAUACUCUGACAUCCUUAAUGUCGCUUAAUCCUCCAUGGAGCAUUAUUUUCACUGUUUAAGGUGGCUCAGUGGUAAAGAAUCCAUUUGCCAAUGCAAGAGAUGCAAGUUUGAUCCCUGGGUCGGGAAGAUCCCCCAGAGUAGGAAAUGGCAACUCAUUCCAGUCUUUCUUGUUGGGAAAUCCCAUGGACAGAGGAGCCUCGGUCCAUCGGUCACAGAGUCAGGCACGACUCAGCAACCAAACAACUCCUGAUUAAAAAUAACUGAAAAAUCACCAUAAGAUACCACAAUGAGAUAUAUCAAUUACUUUGAUAUGAUGGGAAUGGAUUUAUAAAAUAAUGGCAAUUGGCUUUUAGAAUUCCUAUUGCUUUUAUCUUUUAAGCCUAAAUAGCAGACAUCUUAACAAAAGUUGACUUUUAGAAGACAUUAAAGUCCCAAAUGAUGUUCAAGUAAAAUAACCUGUUAAUUCCCACUGAAGAGAUUAUUAUUGUCCUGAUUUGCAUGUUGUAGGAAACAGGAUUUUGAACUGAACUCCAAGGCUCCCACUCUGGUUGUGCACACACCUUCUCCCUGACAGGUGAAUACUAAUUAAUCUCUGUUCAGCUGCAAAGAGCUUGCUCAAGUAAUUAAGGUUUCAAAUCAGUUCACCUUAAGGUAGGGAGACUGCCUUUGUGUUCUUGAUUGAAUGAGGUGAGCUUGUAAAAGGGGUUGGACUGUUCCUGGCAAAAGCGAUUCAGCAUGUGAGAGGGAUUCCAGUGGAGGGAGAUUCUCUAUUGGUGAUUACAAAGUCGAGGACUGGGGAGCCCAGCAAGGAGACGGGGACCUCUGUUGUACAAGCACAAGGAACCCAGUUUAGCAAAUAACCUGAGUGAAUUUGCAAGCAGGUUUUCCCUCAGACCCCAAGUAAGCAUGCAGGCAAGACCCCUAGCAUCUUGAUUUCUGCCUAGUGAGACUCAGCAGAGAUGGCUGCCAUGCUGUGCCAGGACUUCUAUAGAACUGUGAGUUAAUAAGCUUCUCUUGUUUUAAGCUAAAUUAGGCAUAAUUCAUUAUCCAGCAGUAGAAAACUAAUAUACUUGUUUUUUUGUUGUUGUGUUUGAUUUGCAAUCAUCUUUAUAUGAAGGAAAAAGAGGAAGGAUCUAAGUGGGAAUUUCAAGAGAAUAAAUAUAAAUCUCUACAUUCCCAUUAGCUUCUAUUAGUUUGUUUCCAGAAUAGUGGGGUGGGAAGGAAAGUGUAUGUCCAUUGUGUUAAUUAUAUAGCAUUUUCCAUUGUAUGGCUAGCUUUUUGUAUUUUUCACUGCAGAAAAUAGUCAACUUAGAGCAUACCUGUCAUAUAUGAGGCUUCAUUUCUUGAUAUAAUUGUUGGUUUCACAGUAUAUUUCACUACUCAACUGUAAAAGUCCCUUGGCUUCAGAUUUGUUCAUUGUUUUCGGAGCUGUUUUCUUGUUAAAUUGUUCCUCCCACUUGAGACAGUAAAUGGAAGAAAUGAAAAGUAAUGUGUCUCAGAACCUAUGGUUAAUACACAAAUACUUAUUCUUAAUGUAUUUUGGAUACAUGCGGCUUUGAAUUGGGCUUCUGGAAAAUGCAUAUUGUGCUUUCACAAAAUAGCCUGUUUGGCAGCCCUAACUAAAAAUGUGGAAUGCUUUGUAAGUGUUGGAAAUGUGGGGAUUUUUCCAAGAAAUUAAGACCUUGGAAAGAAUACAGAAACAUACAAAGAAGGCAGGUGUAAACUGUUAGCUGUUACUCAAAUGUUAGCAUCUUUUUGGUUAUAUCGUUUAUAUACAGUAAGUGGUUUUUUGCUUUUGGGGAAUUUGGCAAAACUUAAAUAUUCUUUGUCCUAUGAGGUCCAUAAUGGAUUUCAACAAUUCAUUCCUGCAGAUAGACAACAUGGUUUAGAUGUAACAUUCUCUGUGUGUGUCUAUCAUAUCUUUCUUUCCAUAUUAAAAAAGGUUGGACAUGUUGGCAGGAGAGAGAAGAAUGGAGGAUUUCCUUUAAAUAUUGGAGAACACAUUUAAAGCAUAAAGGCAUAAACACAUGUAUUUGUGUAUUUACGUAAUAGUAUGUUGUAUAAUGGAAGCUUUGAAAUGGCAGACCCAGCUUCAUUCUUAAUAGCUUUAACACUUGGGGCAAGUGUCUUAUGUGUAUGAUGAAAAGAUUGAAUGGAACUACACCAUGGGUAAGGGUCUUCAUUCUAUACUUCAGAUUUUAAAGUGAAUCACAUUUAACAUUUGAGCGUCCAUCAUACUAGGAAAUGUGCCAGGUAUCUAUGUCUUCAAUAUCUGUUAACUCAGUCCUCGUUAACAACCCAAUGAUGUAAUUGAAGAACUAACUAAAUAAGUAACUUGCCCAAGGUCAUCCAAUUUGUUUAGAAGUGAGAAGGCUGAGACUUUAAAAUGCAGAUUUUAGCCUGGAAUUUAGAAACUGAUGCAAGUGUCAUAACUACUACGCUGUAUUCCCUCUUGCUGUCUUGAGAGCCAGGUAUCAUGCUAGGGAAGCCUCUCUGAGCAAGUCAUGGUGGUGCAGAAAGCACAGGUGCCAAAUGGGAAUUCUUUACUCCCAAGUUGUUGAUGUUGUUUUAAUAUAUAUAGGCAACUUUAUCUAUGCUCUUUGCUAUGAAUAGUUUUUGUUGAAGACUAAAUAUUUUAAAAUAUUUACUUCUUUAGAGAGUUCAUUGAGAAAGAGAGUUCCGUUAUAUGCCAGCCAUCUUGCUCUCUUUAAUCUUCCUUUAAAUAUUAACUAAAUUGAUUUAGCUGUGCAUUCAAAAAAGUAAUUUCUUAGAAAUUUUGUCAACUCAUCCAACCUCUGUAUUCAGAUUUUCCAGAGAUAAAUAGAAGCUUAAUAAUCUGUGGUGAAUAUUACUUUGACAUACUAUUUUCUGCAUAUUUUACUUACAAAAUGACUGUACUUAGCUAAAACUAAAUCUGCCUCAUAAAUACCUGAGUAUUUUAGUUAGCUUUGACAAAAAAGUCUAGGGCCAAAAUUAGCAUAAAAACUUUUGAGGAAUGGGAAUGCAUAUAUACUGUCACCCUUAUUUUCUUUGUAUAUUGACCAAUCUCAGAUGUUCUGAAUAAAUCUAAUUAAAUCAUUUGCUAUAAUAACUGUAAACUUGAAUUUUCAAGCUAAAAUUAGUGUCAGGCUUGGGAUUUGAUUGUGUACUUCUUAAAAGCUAGUAAAUAAGAGUGCUCCUAUUUCAUUUAUGCUGGCAGAAGACACGGCAUUCCUGGCUCAGAGACAGAGCAGUGUGAUCAGUAGCAUCCUUGCUUUGGUUCUCUUUGCACAUAAGUCCCCUGAGGUGAUGCAGGAGGUGCCAGAUGAAUUCCAUGCACUCAGGGGAUUUACGCUGAACUUUUAUAGCAGACAGUAAGCAAGCCUGCUUUUUGUCCAAAAAGAGCUGUUAAACUUCAUUACUCGAGGUCACUGGCUGCACAAACAAGGCUGAGAAGUGGUCUGGGUGCCUUGAAGCUGUGGCAUGACCAGCCAGACCCGGAGGAGUACAAGCACUCCAAAGAGGGCGUACCUCCCAGCAGACAGUGUGAUGGACUUAAUGGAGAGGGUGGUGGGAUAGGACUCUGGUCCUUGUCUUUGCUCUCUGUGGCAGCCUUCCACAAGCCUUUCUGAGACAACUCUAGGUUCUCAUGUAUAGAAAUGAAGUUGGAUGAGAUAACCAAAAACACCUACCCUUUCAUCUAGAUACUAUUGUUAUACUUUCUUGGAAACUUUCAUCUAAAGGAAGACUGACCAGGUUGCCUAAGGCUAAAAAAGGAGCCUCAGAAGUUUUACAAAUACAAGCCACAGAAACACAGUAUGGUUGAUUGCCCUCAAGUGUUAAAUGGAUUCUUAGGAGAGAAGAUGAAUCAUUGUAUUGGUUCAGUCAAGGAUGCCCUUUACAAUUUUAAAGGACACAUCUUAGAAAAUGCAAACGCAAUUAUAAAGGUAUGACCAAUAAAUGUUAACCUCGUUUUCUUUUUCUCUGACAAACAUAAAAGAGAAAUCCAGUGAUUGUGAUGAGGCAUAAAGGCAUUCAUUUAAAAAAAAAAUUAUCAUCUUUAUGGGAUGUCUGGACCAGCUUAGAGACUUUAGAUUGAAUGCAUUGGUUGAGAAUUUUUUUUUUAAAGAACAAAUGAACGAGAGCUUGUCGCUCAGUUUUGUGAAACACUUCAUAGAUUUCUAUUUUAGAUAUUGGAGUAGAUUCUGUGAAUUCACAAAUUUUGAUGAAGAGUAUUAAGAUCAGUUUGGAUGGUUGAAACUUCUCAAAAAUAGGUUAAGCAUCUACUCUUGACCCCUUGAAAAAUUCUGCUCUAUUGGAAGAACUCCUAAAUUUGUAAGUGAUUGUUGGGAUGAUGUUAAAUGAUUUGAAUCCACCUUAACUUGCAAAAUAGUUCUGGAAAAAUUAAUCAUGGAAUCACUAUUAAAAUGUAAAUUGUACACAAAACUCUACAAUUGAGUUUUUGGCUACUUGGAAUGUGGAAAGAUGUUCCGGUGCAUAGGGUUUGUUUAUAUUAACAUCCUCUGGCGAAAGCUUUUCUGUCAUUUAUUGACCAGCCAAAUAGGUUUUGAAGUAUUUUAACACAUAAGAAAUAGAAUGCAAGCAAACCAUGGCCACCAAGAGUUUUCUGGAGUGAGUACAUAUGGGUUUAUUUUAUUUGUUCUUUCGGUACAGUUUUAUUGAAUACCUACCCUGUGAAAGCCUCCCUGUGGGGGAAUGUCCUGAGAAGAGAGAGCUGUUGUUCUGAAGGAAUGCAGUCUAGUGAGAGACUAAACAGGCCACACAGGGUGGUUAGUACAAAGAUGAAGUCCUGAACACAAUUAGGGAAUGCUGGAAGACUAAUUCUUCCCAGAUGGGCUAAGUCUUUUUAAGUCCAGAGCCUUGAGCCUUUUUAUUUUCAUUCUUUGUGGUACAAUUUGUUGCUUUGGCUUUGGGUUGGUUGGUUUGGUUUAAUAGAUAUAAUUGUUGCUGAGUCACCAAGUCGUGUCCGACUCUUUGCAACCCCAUGGACUGUAGCCUGCCAGGCCCCUCUGUCCAUGGGAUUUCCCAGGCAAGAAUACUGGAGUGGGUUACCAUGUCCUUCUCCAGGGGGUCUUCCUGGACUAGGGAUCAAACCCGUGUCUCCUGCAUUGGCUCUUUACCACUGAGCCACCAGGGAAGUCCAAUAGAUAUAAUUGCAUUGUAGUAUGUCAUGAUAUAUACUACGGUUUGGUUUAAUUGUAACAUUUUCUGGCCUUUAACAAGUUAGGGCAUUUUACUCCAAGCUUCAUUGUCUCUUGAAGGAGCUUAGUCUAGUUGCCUAAAAAGAGCUGCCCAACUUGCAGUGGGCAUGCCCAGCACCUGUGAAGGGCAUAGGUACAAAAUGGGUGGGAAUAGCAGCUUGAAAAGUGAAGUAACAGUCACGCAGUCAUGUCCAACUCUUUGGGACUCCAUGGACUAUACAGUCAUGGAAUUCUCCAGGCCAGCAUACUGGAGUGGGUAGCCUUUCCCUUUUCUGAGGGGGGGGGGGCGUCUAUCCCAACAUCAGGGAUCGAACCCAGGUCUCCUGCAUUGCGGGUGGAUUCUUUACCAAUUGAGCUACCAGGGAAGCCCCAUAAAAGCCACGUAGUUGGCUAGAUGCUGUGACUUAACUAAUACCCAUACCCUUGUCAGGUUAUUCCUAUUAUCCUUACACUGACAGGUUAAGAAUCUGCAACUGGGAGGUAGAAUGAAUGAACCCUGUUUUAAUGGGCUCUCCCACUAACUCUGUGGCUCUGAAUAUUCCUAAAUACCAGCCAUGGGGAAGGACAGCUCACAAUACACCAGCACAACUGAGUAGGCCAAUGACUUAUUUUAUGUGUUGAUUAAAGACAGCUCUGCUGGGGUGUUGCUAGUUGUGCCAGGUGACCUAGAGUCAGUGCAGUAGGCAUUUCGUAACCCAGAGUGCUCAGACCUGAUUGCCCAUGGGAUGAGGCAGGCAAUACAAGUAAAUGAAAUGGGACAGGUAGGCCUGGUACAUGUGCAACCAAGUUUGAGAACCAAGUGCUCUAAGACUUUGCUGCUCAGUGAGCCCCUCAAAUCAUCACCAUCAUACGUAUGGGAAAUAGAGGCUUUCAAGUCUCAUGCUGGUACUACCAGAACAUAAUCUGUGAUUUACCAGAAUUCCCAGGUGGUUCUAUGCAGGCUAAAGUUAGAGGAGCAUUGCCUCAUAGUCAGAUGACAGGUUGAACUUCACUCUAAAGCCUUAAGGACAGGGGUUCUUAAAUCACAGCUCCACAUUAAAAUCAUCAGGGAGUUUAAAAAGAUGCUGAUAUUCAGGCCUGUCAUUGGAAAUUCUGAUUUAACUGAUCUCUGAUUAAAAUCCUAGAAUCAGUAUUUUAAAAAAAUUGUCCCAAAGUGAAUCUAAUAUGCUGCCAGACUGGGGUGAAAAUAACUCCUGUCAUUCAGUUUGUUUUUAAUUUUGAAAUUCUAGGAAACUGUCUUCACCCAAUACAUCUUUCUUGUAUGGAGUCAUCUGAUGGUAAUAUUGAAGAAGGAAGUGGGAUAAUUUUGCCUGCUUCCAAAAGUGUUAGCUAUUAUAACUAGGUCUGAUUCUGAUUAUUGAUAUUAAGCUGCCACUCUUGGUAAAGAAUCCACCUGCAAUGCAGGAGACUCAAGAGAUGUGGGUUUGAUCUCUGGGUUGGAAGAUUCUCUAGAAGAGGAAAUAACAACUCACUCCAGUAUUCUUAGGCUGGGAAAUCCCACGGACAGAGGAGCUUGGUGAACUAUAGUCCGUGGGGUCAUGCAGAAUUGGCCAUGAUUGAGCAUCUGAACAUGCAUGAAUGCUUGAAGAUGGACUUAAGAAUUAGUCUGCCCUAGUUGGUAAACAGGCAGCUCUUCACUUUGGUUAUCAGUCUACACAGCAAAGUCAUCUGGGGACCUUGCAUCUACAUUUACUGUACUUUCACAGAGCUCAGAAUUCUGAUGGGGAAGGGUAUGUGUUUUUAGUCAGAGGCCCACAGUAAGCAACUGGAAUGGAUCAACCAACCAGGUGUCUUACCUGUUAGGACUUAGAGGUCACCUGGAAUAAAUCAAAUUUUGUCACUUAGUCCUGUGAACUCCAGUUUUUUUAGUGUCUAAAAAAAAUUUUUUUUUUUUUUUUUUACUUAUGAGAACCUUAUAUAAUGUUUAUAAAGUACUUAGUACAGUCUCAACUCUGAAUAGUCUAAUCUGAAAGUCUAAUCUGAACCUUCUGAAAGUCUGAUCUGACAGGACAGGUCUGAUGAAAGAUACCCACCUCAAGUGGUGUAUAAUAUCAAAGACCUUGUCUCCAAUUUCUAUUACUUGUACUCAAAUUAUGGUGUUUCCACCCCUCACCCCCCUUAAUGAACUAGUUGCAUGCCUUCCAGUCAAAAAAUAGAAAAGUAGCUACCUUUUCUUAUGCAGAUGACAAGGCUUAUCACAAAGAACCAGAAGUACUCCAAUAAGCCAAAUGAUGUUCUGUGAAAAUUAAGGGUUUUUUUGUUUUGUUUUGUUUUUUUUACCUCCCUGGGAAAAGUAGGCAAUUGAAUUGAGCAGUUCAGUUUAUUUGGCCUUGUGGGGCAGGCUGGCUGGCAAAUUCAGGUGGGUGGUCCUACAAUCACCUGUACUUUAAGAUCCACACUAAGGUUCUGUCAGCAGCAACAGGUCACACCUGUUACUCAAGUUUAACUGGCUAGUUUGUUAUGUGCUAAGUGGUUUUCAAUCUUUCUAGCACAAUGCAAGUAAAAACUAACAUUUCUGAAGUACUUCAGGGUAAACCAAUAAAAUCAGUCCAGGAGAGGCAACAGACUGAAAUGCUUGACUGCUCGGAGGGCUGAAAACAUCUAUGCCUCAGGGCAUGCACUCUUAGAGCCUCGUCAGCGAACACCUGCAUUGGAAGCUGUAUGGCGCCCCCUUGGGGUACGAUGUGGGAAUAAGGCUCCUAACACGGCUUUGUCCAGAGCUGCUCAUCUCUUCGUUUAUUAAUCUUCCAUGUAAGUCUUCAUUUACAGAAAAGUGAAGCUCCUGCUCUUGUGGGGCUUAAAUUAUGAUGGUAUCCCAGCUUUCAUUUUAUAAAAAUGGAUCAUGUUAUCUAGAUACCAUUUGAAGAAAAUGGUAAUUGCUCAAGUGAAAGGAGAUCCAGCAUUUUCAGCAUUCCUUUUGGAAUCUGUUUUAAUAACAGGUUUCUAUUUUCCCCCUGGCUCUCUGUUCUGUUCUUGUUUGUGGAAAGGCAUGUAUUUUUUAUGUGAUUAUUAUAAACCUAGAUGGUGAAAUACACUGAGAAAUAGUGAAUGCUUAAUUAGAAAUUAAAGAAGUUUUCAGUACAUGCAACCUUAGAAAUGAACUCAUCCAAUUUCCUUUAGGGAUGAGAUACUGAAAUGCAGACUCAUCUCCUCCCCAGUGAUCUGUUCAGUGGGCUUUCAUGUCUUCCUAACAAGGCCAGAUCAAGGCUGUUGAUUUUCCCUCCGAGUUUUGAGGGGAUGUUGUUUAUUUGGUAACCAAAGCUCAAAGACCUGGUGGACUCACAUACAGAUAAGCUGAUCGGAGGUAUGAAAAAUGAGGGCUCAUUACAGUUUUAGCAAAAUGCAAAUUUGUAAAUCAGAAAACCAUUUUUAAUUGGUGUGCCUACUCUGUUUAGCAAUAAGAAGUGUAAAGUAUUUGAUACAAAUUCCUGAGAGGAUUUUACACUACUUAUCUGUAUUCUGUAUAAAUGCAUAAUUGGAAUAUUUGGAUUCUGUGCUUCCCUCUGCCCUGUGGAAACUGAGGCUAGGCUGAGGCAGUCAUGGGGAGGGGGUGUGGGGAGAGGACAUGAGUGACUUCAGAGCUCUGCUGAGAGUUUUGCGGACCAAAUUGUUGGUAUUUGGUGGUUCUUUCUCAUCUUUUUACUUCCCUUUAUUAUAAAUAGUCAAAAGUCUGACUAAAAUAGGGCUAGCAGAGCUCAUUUUUCUUUCUCCUGUUUGUGUUCUGUCUCUAGCCAUCCUCCUCUCUGCAGAUUUAACUUUUCAACAUUGAUUUGUAUGAAUGUGUAUGUUCUACAUGGCAGAAGGAUUCUGAAUUAUCAAAGAGAUAAUUUGAAAUUACCGUACCUUAAGACUCUUGUCUAUUCAUGAGGGAAUUUCUAAUUCAUCUAAGAAUUCAAAAGUGAGACUUAUCCAUAAUUCCUGCUAGUUUAAGUUUAGCCAUUCAGAAAUGCUCCUUUAUAAAAAGAUUGAAUUAGAUACCACAUCAGUUUAGGGAAUGCUAGGAAACAGUAAAUUUAAUCAGAUAAAAACUUUGGGCAAAGGCAUGAUACAGUGGUGCAUUUCUUCCCAGUGUUUUCUAGUGAUUUCUUUGAGCUCAGAUUAUUAAAAACCAACUUUAUAUGAAAUUUAGGAGUAAUAUUCUGAGACAAUUGUGCAAAUUUUAUAACAAAUUAUUCACUUAUAUGCAUUAUUUCACCAAAAUAUUAAUAUUAAAACCAAACUGAAUUUUCAGGAUUCUGAAUUGGACCUUUUUCUAGGUCAUUUUCAAAGCAACACAGAGAUAAUUCUUUUGUACUUUAAAAAGAAAACUGAACUGAAUUCAGUUGCAUUCUCAUGAUAGCCAAUUUUACUGUCAUUCCUAAAACAAGGACAGACCAGGGUAGCUGCUAAUUUCAGGGAAAUGUAAGGUUAUACUUAUAACCUCUAAUUACACUGUUUGUGAUCUCUCAAGGAAACAUACUUGGAAGUUAAAAGACAAAGUAGUGUGGGCUUACAUGGAAAGGUCAUCCAUUGUGUCAAAGUCAGAGGCUGAGAAUAUCCAUCAAUAAGGGAAAUUCGAAAAAAAUGCCCACUAAGGCCAGAGGAUGAAUGACUAUUUUCGAAGCUUACCUCAUUCAAUCUUAAGGAAGAGAGAAUGAUGAUAAGAUUAUUUAAGGACCACAUUGUUAAAAGUAUUCCAAAUAUGCAUGCUUAUCACUUGUGCUUCUCAUAAUUUAGAAGUUACAGCAUAACUUUAUUCAUUUAUUCAAGUUUGAUAUCAUAAGUCAGGUCACAUUUUCCAAACUAAAGACCACUUCACCAAAUUGAAUUCUAAUGACCCUCUGUACCUAAUGAGCAGAUAGGCAUGUUUGAUUAAGCUUAUCUCAGCAUUGAUAAAAAUCAUAAAAUACCAAAAAAUGUGACCACAAAAUAAGUGAAAUCUUAUGUUGGACAGAACUCUGUAGUAUUAAAAAGCAAACAUCAGCUUGGGAAAAUUCUGCAACAUAUACUUGAAAAGAACUUAUACUUUUUAAUGUAAAGACUUGUUAGCAGUUGUUUAAACUGGCAGCUCUUUCUUUAAUAUUAGGAAUAUGGGCAAAUAGGAAAUUGCCAGGUGUUUACCAAAAAAGAAUGCAAAUUAUCACAGCAUGAAAAAUCACCAUAAAAAAGUAAGUGAAAAUAGGAAGUAAUUUUUGUGCACAGUACUUGGAAAAGCAAGCACACACACAGACAAUCUGGUACAGCUUGGUAUAUAAUCAGCAAAAAUUAUAUACAAUUACAUACAAAUUACAUAAUUACAUACAAAAGUUACAUACAGUUACAUUUUCAGAGGGUAGAUGGUAAAUUUAAAAAUAUAUGUAUAGACAUAUUCUUUAAAUUCUAGUAAGUUCUAGGGAGUGAAACAGUAAGGGAUACAUAAAUAAAUGGGUAUUUGUUGCUUAUGGGAAAAGAGACUUAGAUGGAUAUUUGUGAAAAUAUCAAUAGUUACCAUUUUCUUUUCAACCAUAUUAAAUACCAAAUAGCCAAUUUGAGUGCCAGAACCUACUCAAAGAACUGUAUAUAUAUAGCAAAGACUGAAGCAAAAUUUCCUGCUUCUAGAGCUUACAUUCUAGUUGAGGCUAUUUAAUAUAUUUAGUUUUUAUAGUUAGUUUUUUAGUUUUAUAGUUUUUACAAAAUAUAUUUUGUUUAUAUACUUCUCCAGGCUUCUCCAGUGAAUGUACUUUAUCAGAAAUAUAGGUUACCUAAUUUAUUCUAGUUAAAAAGGUGAACGUUUGUUCUUUUUAAGUAUCUUAGUAGGUUCAUAUACUUUGACUAGUUUUCUGCUGUCUUAAGUGUUUUGAGAUGUUGUAUAUUGAAUUGGGCCACAGAGGCCUUAGCUGAAUAUAAGACUGUAUGAAUAUAUAUUAACUUUAUUACCAACCAUCAUUGUCAAGCUUAUACUAGACUUUCUAGACAUCAUUUUCCCGAACUUCUUCUGACAAUGAAGAGUUUUGAGAAUUUCAAGAAUGAGAAAACAAAUGAAGAAGCUAUGGAGAUGUUUUUUUCACCACUGAUGCCCCUGGAUCAUUGCAUAGUCCCGAGUUGUAUCUAACCUUGUUGCCAUUUUCAGUAUACCCUAUAUCUUAGCUAUAGUGGGGAGGAAGAAAUGGGAUUAUCCAGGAACAGGUGAUCCUUCCUAAGUAUCUUUUAAAACUGAGUGGUAGCUCUUAAUCUCUUUGUACAUCAGAAUGACCUGGGGAGCUUAAUGUAAAUCAUAUUUUCAGACCCCUGACCAAGGAAUUGUGAUCUGGUAAGUCUGGGAUGGGGCCAGGCCUUCGUUUUUUGUUUUUUGUUUUUUUUAUCAAGUUGUCUCCAGUGGUUCUGAUGGCAGUAGCCACAUACAGGGAAACACAGAGUAAGUGCCAGGGAGCUUGAAGCUUAUGUCCCAGUAAGGCUAUUGAAUUGUCUCCAAAGAAACUUUGCCUCUUAGCCUAACUCUCUGCUAUCCCAUUACUGUAGUAGAAGUAGCAGUAGAAGGCAUUCUAAGUCUUCUGCACAAUUUUAUGCUGGACAUUUCUUGAAGGUCUACCUGCAGGGGGUUGUUUCUGUUUUUUCCCGAAUCUAAUUCAGACUGAAUCGAAAUGGCAAGGUCACCUUCAGCAUCGACAGUUGUGUUCUUUGCAGGACUUCCUAGUUACGUCUUUGUCAAAUCAAACUUGAGCUCUCCAUGCUCAAGGGGAAACAUCUUCCAGACUUAGUAGGCUUCCAAAUACCUUUGUUUGACAAAUACUAACCUGAGGGACCAUUAUAUUAUUUCUCUAAAAAUGUCUUUCAAUUGGAAGUAUUACUGCAAAAGAGAAUUUUUGGCUUUUCAGUAACAGGGAAAAUUUUCUUUGUAUUCUGCAUCAAGAAGAAUACACAAAAAUUAAAAUUUCUCAGUGUGGAAAGAUUCCUAAAUAUAUAUAUGCAAAUGAUCUUUAGUUGACAAUUUAAAAUAUGUAUCUAAAAUCUCCUUAAGUGGUGACACUUAAAGCAUGAAAGUGAAAAAGUGAAAGUGGCUCAGUCGUGUCCAACUCUUUGCGACCCUAUGGACUAUACAGUCCAUGGAAUUCUCCAGGCCAGGAUACUAGAGUGGGUAGCCUUUCCCUUCUCCAGGGGAUCUUCACAACCCAGGGAUGGAACCCAGGUCUCCCACAUUGCAGGCGGAUUUUUUACCAGCUGAACCUAAAGGGAAGCCCAAGAAUACUGGAGUGGGUAGCCUAUCUCUUUUCCAGCGGAUCUUCCCGACCCAGAAUCGGACCACACAGUCAUGACCUGACUUGGGAUUAAAUUGUGAAGUAGACUCAAAUUGUGAGUGGUCCCUCACCUCUGCUCCCUGACUCCUCUGUUUAGGGACUUGUCAUAUUUACUGUCCUCUGGUACUAGGGCCACCAAGUGCUCGGUGAUAUGCUCUCAAAUUUACCUUUCUUAGCUGCUGACAUUAAGUUCUCAGAUAGAAGUAGAUGUUCUACUUCCUCCUGGGAGGUUAGCACAGAACUUUUCAUCCACUAAAUGCAAUUCAGGAAGGAUGUUAAAUAUUAGCAGGAGUUCAUCUGUCAGGGCGUAAGAAGUUUGCCCAGAAAUCAGAAUCCUGAUAGUUUUCUUUUGCCCUGUGAAAGCACCUUGACCUUAGAUGUUACUUAUUAGUAUUUUGUUAAUCUGUUAGUUAUAAAAAUACCAUCCUAAUCAUAGAUGCUAAAAUGUGUCUCUGAGUAAAUGUUUGUGCUGUUUUCCCUUAAGAGUUUCUUAAAGCAAAUUAAACAGAUGAAUAUGAAUUUAUAAAUUGAUGAGUAAAUAAUAUGUGUGCAUAUAUUUAUGUGUGUGUGUAUAUAUAUAUAUAUAUAUAUAUAUAUAUAUAUAUAUAUAUAUAUAUAUCUCCCCAUAUUUCCUGUAAUUUGCUAUAAAAAUAGAGGUUACAUCCAAGUAGUGGGUUUUGCAUGGACUGUUUAAAUUAUUGUGCCAAAUUGUGUUUAUUGUCUGUGUCAUGGAGACACAGGACAGUGGAGACAUACGUUAUCAUGUUGAAAAAAUGUGCUGGGGUCAAAAAGCAAGAAAACAUCUGUACUCGCUAAUGAAACACUAGAGAUUGGUUUUGUAAACUCAUCACAGAUUGAUGUACUUUGUAUUUCUUAUUCCUCAAAGAGUUUUGUUUGUUUUAUUAUGAAGUUUUAUUGAUGAAAGAGCAUUUUAAAUAUGUUUUUAAUUCAGAGCUUAGCAGGUUGCUUGGCCCACUGGAUUAAAUUCUGCCUUUGGCAGGCUAUGUGAGACUAAGACACUCAUUUCACUCAGCCUCACACAUUUAUCAAAUAAGUUUACCCAGCUUGCAGUUGUUCAACAUAAGAUUCCAUCGUUGAUAGAAAAGUUACAUUGUUGAAUGUAGCUCCCUCUUUUAUAGAUGAUGAAUCUGAGGCCCAGAUGGGUAGAUGAUUUGCCUUAAAUGGGAUCAAAACUAUGUCACUGAUUCUCAUCCCAGAUCUUAACUGUAUGCUUUAACUAUAGCCCUUGCAUUUUUACAGAGUGUAACACAUGUCUAAUUGUUCUAAGCUCACAUUUUAUCCCCUCAAUAACUGUGCAUGAAUUGAAUUUAAUAAUAUCCUCCUUGACAGAUGUGAAAACUAAGGGUUUGAGAAGUUAAUUGAAUUAGCUAAGGACAUAAGUUUUGUUUGAGUAGAAACACUUUCCUUUUUACUCUUGAUGUUUUUCUCUUGUUGAAUGGCAAUGUUCCUGAGUCUCUAACCUGAACUGCUGUAAAGAUUGCCUUUAUUGGAAAUGUUCAUCCUUUAAAAAUAAAGUGAACUUCCGUCUUGUCCUGAAA
Molecule: messenger RNA, 17817 nt
Organism: Dama dama (fallow deer)
Lineage: Eukaryota; Metazoa; Chordata; Mammalia; Artiodactyla; Cervidae
Gene: ISOC1
Product: isochorismatase domain containing 1
Exons: 6
Coding region: 16-996 (326 amino acids)
Cellular component (GO): cytoplasm
Source: RefSeq, a predicted model, not a curated record